CCAUUCGAUGCCGCAGAAAAACUAGUACGCCGGAGGUACGUCCGACUAGUUUCAUCAAAGGGGAUUGUACAGAAUUUUCCGCCGCGAUCAUGAAGAUGCAGGGGUUAAGUCUGACGAGCGUGAAGAAGAACCCGGCCCUGCUCCCGCUGUAUUUCUGUAUAGUGCUGGGUGGCUGCGGCGCGUUUCUGUAUACCUUACGCUUGGCGACACGUAAUCCCGACGUUUCCUGGUUGAACAAGAAGGAGGCAGAGCCGUGGAACUACUACAAGGACAAGCAGUACAAGUUCUACGCGACAAAUGACGAUUACGCCAAAGCCAAAAGCCCAGCGCCUGAGUAUUGAGCUGCACUGUAUGAAAACUAGUACUUGUAGGAAUAAAUUGUUAUAUAAAAUGUUACCUCUUCUCAGCACUAUCUUCUUGAAGUAAUGCUAAUCGUUCAUGUAAUCUCGAAUGACAAGAGGGCAGCAAUCUUAAAUCAAUAAUAAUUCUGGAAGGAGUCCAUUACUUCGAAAUGUACUUUGAUGUAAUUUAAUGUACAUUAUGUAAUUUAAUUUUGAAGAGAAAGUUUGAUAUUUAAUAAAAGAGUCGCGUAAACGCGA
Molecule: messenger RNA, 599 nt
Organism: Solenopsis invicta (red fire ant)
Lineage: Eukaryota; Metazoa; Arthropoda; Insecta; Hymenoptera; Formicidae
Gene: ND-MLRQ
Product: cytochrome c oxidase subunit NDUFA4
Exons: 3
Coding region: 90-341 (83 amino acids)
Source: RefSeq, a predicted model, not a curated record